Molecule: messenger RNA, 2769 nt
Organism: Candidula unifasciata
Lineage: Eukaryota; Metazoa; Mollusca; Gastropoda; Stylommatophora; Geomitridae
Source: the annotation of a GenBank genome assembly
AUGGCUUCAGACUCAGAGGAGAUUGAGUAUCAAGCUAUAGGCAAAAAUCUGUACAAACCUGCCUAUCGGCAAGAGGCUGCUGGGCCUAAUGAAGAAGAUGAUGAUGACAGUGAGAUAAGUUUGCAAGAGGAGCGAGGAUUUCUGGUUCACAUGAGUCCUGAUGUUAACAGAUCUCAGUGGAACCAUGUUGAUGACCUGGACAAGUUCUUCACUAGUGUUUAUGAGUAUCACCAGCGACAUGGCUUUGAGACCAUGGUGUUGGCAGAGAUUUUGCAACUUCUGCAAUUUGUCUUCAUUGUCCUUUUUGUGACCUACCUCAACUGGUGUGUCAAUUAUGAGGAGCUCUUCAACAAUGUUCAUCACAAUAGCACAAAGGAGAAGAUCACUUUUGAUGAUGUUACCUACCCGCUUGGUACAUGUGUAGCAAGGUUCAACUUUGUCACCUGGUUUCUGUUGUUCUUGUGUUUGCUGGUGUUCAUCGGCAAGAGCAUCAAGAUGAUUAUCAACUUCAGCAACUACUUGCGAACACGCAACUUCUUCAUUGGUGCUCUCAACAUUGACACAAAAGACCUCAGCAACAUGACCUGGCAUGAGGUUCAGCUUCGUCUUUUAGAGGUUCAGAAAGAGCAACAGAUAUGUAUCCACAAACAGGAGCUGACACAGUUAGAUAUAUAUCACCGGAUUUUACGGUUCAAGAAUUAUUUAGUUGCCAUGGUCAACAAGGAUGUCCUGCCACUAAAGUUCAAACUGCCUUGUAUAGGACAGCAUUCAGUGUUUACUCACGGGAUGCGUUUCAACCUGGACGUUAUAUUGUAUUGGAGCCCGUGGUCGAUUUUUAUAAACAGCUACACAAUGAGAGAAGAAUACAAGAACCACCACAAAAGGAAGCAGUUAGCAGAUCAGUUGUCCACACACAUUGCUUUCCUGGCGCUUUUGAACUUGCUGCUGUCCCCCUUUAUAUUCAUGUACCAGUUACUGUACUUCUUUUUCCGCUAUGCAGAUAUCGUCAAGCGUUCACCAAGCUUUCUUGGCACAAGACAAUGGGCAAACUAUGGACGGCUGUAUCUCAGGCACUUUAAUGAAUUGGAUCAUGAACUUAAUGCAAGAUUAAGUCGAGCCUACAUGCCUUCAAAGAUGUACAUGAACAGCUUCACUUCUGCCUCACUAACUGUUGUAGCUAAGUACACAGCCUUCUUUGCUUGUGCUCCAGCAGCUGUCCUGUUUGUAUUGGGUAUUUUAGAUUUCCGAGAUGUGACCAGAGUAGAGCAUUUGGUUACUGUUGCCUCCAUCUGUGGAAUUUUGGCUACAAUCUGUUCUUCCUUUAUUGCUGAUGAGAAUGAAGUGUUCUGUCCAGAGCGACUGAUGAUGAGCAUUCUAGCCCAGAUUCACUACAUGCCAGAUCACUGGAAAGGUCGUGCCCACACUUCACACGUCAGAGAUGAGUUUGCAAUGCUGUUUCAAUACAAAGUGGUUUAUAUUUUGGAGGAGCUCCUGAGCCCAAUCUUCACUCCUUUUUGGCUGUUCUUCUGCCUGCGACCUAAAUCUGUCCAGAUCGUGGACUUCUUUCGAUGUUUCACAGUCGAGGUGGCUGGAGUUGGGGAUGUCUGCUCCUUUGCACAGAUGGACAUUAAAAAGCAUGGCAAUCCACAGUGGACACAAACUAAACCAGGUACUGACGUGGCACCACGAGCUAUGCAGGCGGAGAAUGGGAAAAUUGAGCUGUCCCUUAUGCAUUUCACUACCACAAACCCAGAAUGGAAACCACCUGAAGAGAGCAAUGCUUUUAUAGCCGGUGUCAAAACUGAAGUUCAAAGGGAGUUGCCAGCUCUAACAAGUAUUAUAGCUGAUCCAUUCAGUCUGCCGAGCCUGGGAUAUGUGAAUCCUGUACCUCCCUUGUUUCCGAUGGGUUCCAGCAUUCAAAGAAGCUAUCAGUUCCAACCAGAGCAGAUGAGCUCACUGAGCCCAAUGUCUGGCCAGCCUCCCAGGCUAAGAGGUGGACUCUCCAGCCAUGAUGGUCCUAUUAACCAGAAUUCAAACUUUCAAACAAGUUUGACCAACUCUGGUUCCUUUCACACGGCCACGUUUGCUCUGAGCGGGCUGGACGAGGGUCAACAUGAGCUGUUGUCCGGCAACAUGAGCUUGAGUGUUUUGCAUAUGCACGAAGCUCACCAUCGCAAACGUCGUGUGUCCAGCGGAGUUUUCCGACAGUGCUCUGAUGAAGAUCCAGCCACACCACAGGAGACCAGGCUGUCGGGUAUACCACUGUCAAAUAUGACAUACAGCCGAGGGCAGCACUCUGGAAGGAACCCUAGCAGCGGCGCCAUGCAUGCUUCAGCUUCCCCAGACAUGCUGUCCUCUACUUCCUCAACAGGGUCAGUCAUUCUACGUGAGACUGAUCCUCAGAGGUCGACUCAUUUGACAGACACCUCUUGGGUUAACCAGCCUGGAGCCGCAGCACAAGCUACUGAAGCACCUUCGUUUUCCUCAUCUCCGUACAAAACGCUAUCACACGGUGCAGCUCCUGCGCCCAUGCCUCACCCUUUGUCUCAGGAUGUAUUUGAUGAUGAUGCAGAAUCGGGACUCUCCAGCCUUCCUCCAUUACCGACCCCUCAGUCUCCCUUUGCAUUGCAACAGCCAUCUGCCAGUUCUGGUACUGCUUGGACUCCUGGACUCAGAGUUGCUAAUGAACACAUGCCGCGAAUCCGAGAAGACAGCGUCGAGCACGAGCUGGACACAUCUGAAGCUGCCCCCACAGGUCCUAGAAAGUAA